CGGACGGGAACAAUGUUGAGCGGAAUGUAUUACACACGACGGCUCUCCGACCGGAACGCCUCUACGGCUUAUUCGGGCGCACAACAUGAUAUUUAAACAGCCUCCCGAGGCCGUGAUAUAGCUCGGACCUCUAUUUCGACAUCGUGAAUCGGGGCACUUCAAUGUCGAUUACGAGGUAAUUCGCUCGAUCUGUUUCAUGGUUUUAUAGUCACCUCCUUCCGAUACAUAGUUACCGCCUUUUACAUACGACCUUGGAAACUCGACAAUAAUGGCUCAAGAAGACGGCUACCUCGCAUACUUUAUUCUUUUUACAGCCGUAAUGGCCACCCUCCACGGCGCAAUCUGCUACAUCUCUCCCCGUGCCUCACUCAAGCCCUUCUCCGGCCCAUCUUCCCCCCCACACACGCCACUCCUCGCGCACAUGUACGGUGUGCUCAACAUCACCAUGGGCGCGAUCCGCGCCUACACCGCAUGGGACAUCCGCAACAUGGCGCUGUAUGACCUCGCGCUAGGGACGUAUGUGGGCGUGAUUUGGCUGCUUGGAAGCGAGAUGGUGGUGGGAAGGACGGUAAGGGUGGGUGAUGUAGUGGUGCCGUUGUGCGUGACAGUUGUGGGGCUGGGGUGGAUGGUGGGUGCAAGGGGGGCGUAUGCUGGGUAG
Messenger RNA from Paraphaeosphaeria sporulosa, 658 nucleotides. RefSeq lists its product as uncharacterized. The record is from RefSeq and is a predicted model, not a curated record. NCBI's taxonomy places the organism in Eukaryota, Fungi, Ascomycota, Dothideomycetes, Pleosporales, Didymosphaeriaceae. Gene Ontology annotation, cellular component: membrane. The transcript has 2 exons. The coding region runs from base 269 to 658 and encodes 129 amino acids.